Messenger RNA from Funneliformis mosseae, 465 nucleotides. Lineage: Eukaryota; Fungi; Glomeromycota; Glomeromycetes; Glomerales; Glomeraceae. The record is from the annotation of a GenBank genome assembly.
AUGAAUACUUUCGACAUCUUUCUAACAAAUAAUACUCCUUACCAACUCCUUUUGGACGACCUUAAGCAAACUGAAUCAGUUGAUUUAUUACUAUAUCCUCUAUCUUAUACUGACGAAAUGGACAUAAAAGAAAAAUUUCACUCUAUUACAAGAGCAAUGUUUAGAGCUAAACGAAUUUAUAAUCAUAUUUCUUUCUUGAUUAAUGCUUUCUACUUAGACCAAUUUUUUGAAACUUUGGAGAAUGUGACUACACAAGUAACUUAUAUUAAGGAAAUAACUCGACAUUACUAUUUGGCCUCAGUUCGUAUUUAUUAUCUUUAUGAAGUAUUAGGAACAUUCCAAAUCGCUAAGUCACGAAACUUGACUCUCAAUCUAAUCUUAAGGAUAUCUAAAAGUCAAUUUAACAAAUUAGUUGACAAAGCUUUGAAUAUUUUUACGCGGAUGCAAAAUCUCAAAGGAGAGUGA